AUGAGGUCUCCUUCUCUUGCAAGGCUGCAGUACCACGCUGUGUCUGGUUUGACCAGAUCCGCUCGCUUCCAGUCCCAGGGCCUUCUGCGCUCGCGAUGCGCGUCCACGGCUGCUUUGCGGUCUUCGGCCAUCGCGCCCACUUAUCAAUCGGUUGUAAAACAAUGGGAUCAGCGCCGUAAUGCCUCAACUACUGCAUCUGCAGUCCUUGAGGCUGCUGCGGCUAGUCCGGACACUUUGUCGCAAGCUGCCAUCAUCGAUGCCCUCGAUCCCAUUGAGGCCGCUCGUUUGGACAAAGUUCGGAAUAUCGGUAUUGCGGCCCAUAUCGACAGUGGUAAGACCACAUGUACCGAGCGAGUCCUUUUCUACACUGGCCGUAUCAAGGCCAUUCACGAGGUUCGCGGUCGUGACAGCGUCGGUGCCAAGAUGGAUUCUAUGGACUUGGAGCGUGAGAAGGGUAUCACCAUUCAGUCUGCUGCGACCUUCUGUGACUGGGUCAAGAAGGACGAUCAGGGCGUCGACCAGAAGUACCACGUCAACUUGAUUGAUACCCCCGGACACAUUGAUUUCACUAUUGAGGUAGAGAGAGCACUGCGUGUUUUGGAUGGAGCCGUCAUGAUUUUGUGUGCUGUGUCCGGUGUCCAGUCCCAAACCAUCACCGUCGACCGUCAAAUGCGCCGUUACAAUGUCCCCCGUCUUUCCUUUAUCAACAAGAUGGAUCGUAUGGGUGCCAAUCCAUUCAAGGCCGUUGAUCAGAUCAACACUAAGCUUAAGAUCCCCGCUGCUGCUGUCCAAGUUCCUAUCGGUGCCGAGGAUGAGUUCCAGGGUGUGGUGGACUUGAUCCGCAUGAAGGCCAUCUACAACGUUGGUCCCAAUGGCGAGGAACUCAAGGAAGUGGACGAGAUCCCCGCAGAGGUCAAGGACAUUGCAGAAGAGCGGCGACGCAAGCUCAUUGAGACACUCGCUGAUGUUGACGAUGAGAUUGCCGAGCUGUUCUUGGAUGAACUUGAGCCCACCCAGGAGCAGCUCAAGGCAGCCAUCCGCCGGGCUACUAUUGCAUUGAAGUUCACUCCCGUUUUCAUGGGAUCUGCUCUCGCUAACAAGUCCGUCCAGCCCAUGUUGGACGGUGUCGUUGACUAUCUGCCCAACCCCGCGGAAGUUGAGAACCUCGCCCUCGACAAGAAGCGCAACGAAGCUUCCGUGAAGCUGGUUCCUUACAACUCUCUCCCCUUCGUUGGUCUGGCUUUCAAGCUAGAAGAGAGCAACUUCGGACAGCUGACCUACAUCCGUGUUUACCAGGGUACUCUCCGUAAGGGCGCCAACGUUUUCAAUGCUCGCAACGACAAGAAGGUCAAGGUGCCCCGUAUCGUGCGUAUGCACUCCAAUGAGAUGGAAGAAGUCAACGAAAUCGGUGCAGGUGAAAUUUGCGCCGUGUUCGGUGUUGAUUGUGCCUCCGGUGACACCUUCACUGACGGCCAGCUCGGCUACAGCAUGACCUCCAUGUUUGUCCCCGAGCCCGUCAUUUCUCUCUCCAUCAAGCCCAAGCAAGCCAAGGAUGCUGCCAACUUUUCCAAGGCCAUGGCCCGUUUCCAAAGAGAGGAUCCCACUUUCCGUGUGACUUAUGACAGCGAGAGCGAACAGACCAUCAUUUCUGGAAUGGGUGAGCUUCACCUAGACAUUUACGUUGAGCGUAUGCGUCGUGAGUACCGUGUUGACUGCGAGACUGGUCAACCCCAGGUCGCAUACCGUGAGACCAUUGGCAACCGUGUCGAUUUCGACCACCUGCUCAAGAAGCAGACUGGUGGUGCUGGUGACUACGCCCGUGUUAUGGGAUGGAUGGAGCCCACUGGUGGUCUCGAAGAAAACCACUUCCAGCAGCAGAUUGUUGGAGGUAGUAUUUCCGAGAAGUUCCUGUACGCUUGUGAGAAGGGUUUCAAUCUCUCCUGUGAGAAGGGACCUCUGAUCGGCCACAAGGUGCUUGGUACUCGCAUGGUCAUCAACGACGGUGCCACCCACAUGACUGAUUCCUCUGAAAUGGCCUUCAAGAACGCCACCCAGCAGGCCUUCCGCAAGGCCUUUGCUGACAGUCAGCCCUCUGUUCUGGAGCCGUUGAUGAAGACUGUGGUGACCGCCCCGUCCGAGUUCCAGGGUGAUGUGAUCGCCCUGUUGAACAAGCGCGGUGCCACCAUCAAUGAUACCGAGACUGGUGUUGACGAAUUUACCAUCUACGCCGACUGCAGUUUGAACGGCAUGUUCGGCUUCAGCUCCAAUCUCCGUGCUGCCACCCAGGGUAAGGGUGAAUACACCAUGGAAUUCAGCCACUACGAGAAGGCACCUCCACAAGUGCAGAAGGAGCUCAUUGCCAAGUAUGUCAAGGCUCAGGCCGACCGAAACAAGAAAUAA
Molecule: messenger RNA, 2400 nt
Organism: Penicillium taxi
Lineage: Eukaryota; Fungi; Ascomycota; Eurotiomycetes; Eurotiales; Aspergillaceae
Product: elongation factor G
Exons: 4
Coding region: 1-2400 (799 amino acids)
Biological process (GO): mitochondrial translational elongation
Cellular component (GO): mitochondrion
Molecular function (GO): GTPase activity; GTP binding; translation elongation factor activity
Source: RefSeq, a predicted model, not a curated record